Molecule: messenger RNA, 576 nt
Organism: Symbiodinium natans
Lineage: Eukaryota; Dinophyceae; Suessiales; Symbiodiniaceae
Source: the annotation of a GenBank genome assembly
AUGCACAGGGUGUCGCGAAAGCACUUCACGAUCUCCUGCCGCAUGCUGCCCCUGGCGGAUGGGCGUAGCCACCCAGCUAUGUUCGUGCGCUGUCUCUCCCGCAACGGGCUCCUGGUUGGCGGGAGCUACGUGGGCGCGGACGCCGAGCAGCGGAUUGAGCAUGGCACCGAAAUCGGGCUCGGCAUCGCUGCGGCGCCUACGCCCGAUGACUCUCAGCCAGCGAGCAUGGUGUCUGUGGCCACGGCUGCCGCGUGGCGUCCCCCGGCGAUGAAGUCCUUUGUGGUCUUCGAACUGGAGGUACAGGAGCCUCAGACACAGAGGGUGGAGCCAAAGACGGUGGUGCCAGUUGCUCAACAAGCCGUCGUGAUAGACCGGGCCACGCCCGUGGCGCUGCCGCGCCCCACCUCUGUAGCGCCCAGUUCAGGAGGCCCUGCAACUGGAACGGCAGCGUCGCUGUGCCCUUCCUCUCAACUGGAGUCCAUGGUGGCACCGCCCGAGUGCUUUGUGCUACAGAAGGACAGCCAGAUUUGCCAGUCGCCACUCGUCAAGUUCUUCAAGUCCCAAAUGGGCUCCUGA